Neoarthrinium moseri is the source of this 387-nucleotide messenger RNA. RefSeq lists its product as uncharacterized. The record is from RefSeq and is a predicted model, not a curated record. The transcript has a single exon. Lineage: Eukaryota; Fungi; Ascomycota; Sordariomycetes; Amphisphaeriales; Apiosporaceae. Bases 1 to 387 code for a protein of 128 amino acids.
AUGUUCAAGCGACAACAGCUUGUCCUCUGCGACACUCUCAUCCCGAGGCCGGGGCUCUUCCGCCAGCAUAACUCCCUAUCGACCACGCUGGAGUCGCAGACGGAGGCUCUGCGUGCCAUUCAUCCGCCUUCAUCACUCCGCUCCCACCAUAUCCUGUUGUUUAUUUGCAUGCUCUCCCAUGCACUCACUCUCUGUCUGUGUAGCGGCCUAAGGAAGGCUCUAUCUGAUGAGGCGGAAAAUUAUCAUGAGCUGGCCACGUCAUGGCAGCAUCGCGCCCUCAAGGCCGUGUUUGGCAUCAUCGGGCUCUCGAAGUCCAUUGCAUCACUGAGCUAUUCAAGCUACAGACACCAGGGGCGCAUUUUCGGUCCUCCAUCCAUGUUUCUCUAA